Pocillopora meandrina is the source of this 3055-nucleotide messenger RNA. NCBI's taxonomy places the organism in Eukaryota, Metazoa, Cnidaria, Anthozoa, Scleractinia, Pocilloporidae. The record is from the annotation of a GenBank genome assembly.
AUGUUUUGGAGAGGCUUCAGUGAAAGGUAAAAAAUUGCAAUCCAUCAUGUACUUUUCUCAGAAUUUUCUUGUUCGUUUGGUCGUCCGUUUGCCUCUAUGUUCCCGCCAAUAUUUUCCGUGAAUUUUCUUGGAGUCCAGUUGCUUUUUGGCUGUAUUUACGAGUGUCCUCUUAUUUUCCAGUUGUCGCGGGAGACACUUUUACCUUGAAUUGUUAUGUUUCAUUAUUUCUUCCUUAAUUUAACAUUAAUUUCCCCUCAUAAUUUGUCCUGAUAAGAUGAUUUUCUCCAUUAAAAUUAUUUUUCCAAGCUGUAAUCCUUCUAUGUACGCAACUUUUGUCUAAACAUUUGGAAUACACCCAAUCAAAGUUUGAAUCUAUGUCUAACAAGGAAGUAUUGUAAAUAACUUCCGCCUUGACUUAUUAAAACUAAUAAUGAACUGCCAAUAAUGCAAUCGAUAUUAUGAAAUCAAAAGGGUUUUGAUGAAAUUCGCUCUUUUAGUACCAUGGAAGGCUAUUUCCUACACUACGUCUUGUCUGCUGAGGUUAUUCUUUCUUUGCAGCUCCGACGGAUUUUCAGACGAAGGAUGCCAUGUAGUUACGUCGAGAAGCAAUUCAGAAGAAACAGUUUGUAGCUGCAAUCAUUUGACUCAUUGUGCUGUAUUAUUUGAUUACAACGAUGGCACAAAGGUAAGCAAUUAUAUGUAUGUUCUUCUUCCAGUACUGGUAAUACAUAUAAAUUAAUUGAGCUAAUUCACGUGUCUCUAUUUUCUUUUUUUAUGCUAUGUGACGCAGCUUUCCAAACAGGACGAGACUGCAUUGAAGAUAAUUACCUACGUAGGAUUAAGCUUGUCGAUCAUGGGGAUCCUUGUAACAUCAGCCUUGUACUUUUUCUUUACGUAAGUAUGGUGGCUAAAUAAUCGAUGAAGUACACAUUCUCAUGUCUUCUUCUAAUUACUAUCGAUUGUAAUUUCUCAACAAAGGAAAAAAUUAAGGAAUAAACGUAACUUUAAGUUAUCCAAAAUGUUCCUUUUAAUUUUUCCGAAACUAAGGUAAAGUAAGUCGAUUAAUUAACCAAUUUACUUUACAUUUCAUGUUCAAUUAGAAGAGCAUUAACAAUACAUGGUCUCUUUCCUCAGUCCUUAAUGUUUUCUUAUUCUAUACCAACUUGGCUUUUUAUUUGCCUUCUGAUUCUUAAGCUUUUGAUUGACUUUUUUUUGUUGUUGUUUGUUUUGGAUUUGUUUGUUUUUCUUUUUUUGCUCAACUUUUCAUUUCAAUUAUUUUUGUUUUGAUUAUGUUUGUUUGUCUUUUUUUUUACCCAUGUCGGGUUUUUGUUUUUGCUUUCUUUUUUCGUCAUCUUUCAUUUCAUCAGUGACGUCCGUCAACCUCUGUCUCAAAUUCGAUUGAGUCUUUCUGCGUCCCUCGGGGUUGGACAGCUAAUUUUUCUCGCAGGAGUACACGCCACGGAACACACGGUGAGAGGCUUCUCCGAUCUGUUCAUUCAAUUAAUCAAAUCUUUCUGCUUUAAAUAUUUUCAGAAAAGAUCGCAGAAAGACACAAAACAUAUUUCCUUUCGCAGGCUGCUUGUAUCGCAGUAGCAGCUCUGAUGCAGCAUUUCCUGAUGGCUGCCUUUUGCUGGAUGCUGGUCGAGGGAGUCUACCUCUACCUGUUCGUUGUGAAAGUUUACAACAUUAACACCAAGAUGUACAUGUAUCACGUCAUCUCAUGGGGUAUUUCCAUGACUUAUUUUACUACAACAUGUGUUGGAAAUUGAACCGCGCUCUCAUAUUUGGUGUUGUCAUCAAGUCAAGUGCUUUGAAUUAAUUUUUUUGUAUUUAUGAGUAGGUCUCCCUAUGAUCAUGAUGGCCAUUUCACUUGGCAUUGCUGCUGCGAAAGAAGGAAUACAAAGCUAUGUCAGUGAUAAAUAGUAAGAAACAUCAAUAGGUUACUUUUUACCUUUCUUCUCUCUCUUGCGCACUAUCAAGUUAAGUUCGUUUAAUUUUUCUUGUUCCGUUUUUUCUUGGUUUUUUUUUUUUGUAUUCAUUCUGAUGACUUUCUUUCUUGUCAUUCAAUUUUAUUAGUUGUUGGCUGUCUUCGACCAACAAUCUGAUCUGGAUAUUCAUCUCCUUUGUAACGUUCAUCGAAGUUGUGAGUUUAUGAUUAAUUUAUUUCACGGUGCUUGGUUUACCGAGCUAGUUACUCACUAUUUUUCUAUUGGACUCACUAUGUUUCUUUGCUCGACCUAAACUAAACAAAUAACUUCUAUACUAAGAUUCUCUUGGCUUCUCGACUACCAAGUAUAGAAACUUAAUUCAGUGAUUUUAAUGGCAUUUUUAAUAGGUCAACAUCUUGAUACUCGUACGAGACAUAAUGGAGAUGACCAAUUUGGUGCAGCCAACAGGUGAAGACGACCAUAUUCAGCAAAUACGGUAGGAUUCACAACAUGAAAUUAUUCAAAAUAAUGAAAACAAAUUUCCUUAACAAGCUGUACGUACGGCAACGUUCGCCCGGCUCCCUUAUCCCUUGACCAGUUUGCUAUUACGAUACCUGUUAAUGAGACUGGGGAAAAAAAUUAUCAACCCUUAUGCAUGCACCUUCAAUUUUGUUGUCGAUCUCAGAAUUGGUAUCAAAGCUUGCGCACUGAUGAUUCCUUUACUGGGUGUCACGUGGCUGUUUGGUCUUCUUUCGCCUAUACAAAGGCUUUUGCUUACAUUUUCACAAUACUCAACUCUACUCAGGUGAGUGUCCGAUUGAAUUUCUUAAACUCAAUCAAUCUAGAUUGUUCAAUUUACACAGCUUUAACCGAAGAGAGAAACCUUUACGAUGAUUAGAUGAUACAAAAAAAAUUUAAAAAAAUUAAAAACCUGUUAACUAUUUUCUUGACCCGAAAUAUAUUCGUAGCAGUCUUGUUAGACUUAUUAGAUAUUGAUUCAUGAAGACGAUUAUUAUAUGCAUUGUGCACUGAGAUACCCAAACAACGCACGCUCCGCCGCUUCCUACCUAAGUGCAAUAUUGUAAAAAAUGAUCUUGAAAUUAUGUUUCUGCAACAGGGUUUCCUGA